Molecule: messenger RNA, 2145 nt
Organism: Malus domestica (apple)
Lineage: Eukaryota; Viridiplantae; Streptophyta; Magnoliopsida; Rosales; Rosaceae
Source: RefSeq, a predicted model, not a curated record
AAAAUUAUGCCAAGAGUAAAAAUGGUGUUUCAGUCCAAACUUAAACCCAUAAAGCAAAUGCUGCCGUCUGUUUCAUCAUCGAAAUUAGGCUAUCUUCAACGAGGGUUCUAGACCUCUGCAACUUUAGCCAAAACACCAUAUAUUCACAAAUCCAGCCGUAUCUCAAGCCGUUUCAGGCCGAUCCAGCCGGUUCCGAGCCGUACCUCAAACGAACCGAGGUGCUCCCGCUUCCGGAGCGCGAUAUGGGCACCAAUGUGCCGAAUCGGUCCUUCAAAUUUAAGGAAGAAGAUGCUUGCUGUGCAGAAAAUGGAAGACCCAAUUUUCUUGUAAAAGUAUAAAACCCAGUAAGUGCAUCAGUAUGGAUGGAAAUCGUAAAUUAAUGGCAGCUGGAAGUUAUCAACGUCGUGGAAUUAGAGCUUUUGCUAAGAGUAUGACAGACAGAAUUAGUGAUCUUCCCGACGGAGUUGCUCAUCACAUUCUUUCCUUCCUUGCUAUCACAGACCUCACUCGUUUUGGCUGUGUGUCCAAAAGAUGCAAACAACUUUAUCUGUCAACCCCUUCAUUGGAUAUUGAUGUAUUUUCUGAUGCACAUAUGGUUUCCUGCUUUAAGCCGUUGUUGAGUUCUUUGGAUAGGUUCUUAUGGAUGCAUCGUGGCGUUAAUAAAAUACAACGAUUUCGUAUCUAUUGGGAUGAUUUUCGCCAUGACGAUUUCCUUCGACGUAAUUUUCUUCAAGAUGCGACCUUUCGAUUGAUGACAUGGAUCCACAAUGCUGUAAGCUGUAACGUCGAAGUCCUUGAGGUUGAUAUCCGGAUGCUGAUUGAUCGGGAGAGACGACCUUUGUUUCCGUUGUCUGUCUUUCUUUGUGGAUCAUUGAAGUCUCUUUUCCUGAACAUGGGCCAUAUACUUCUUAAAGCACCCUCACUUACUUCUUCCUCUAAUCUCGAGUACUUGAAGUUGAGAUGUGUUUGUAUAAAAGAUGAGGGUUUUUUUAAAUGGAUCUCAAGUUCAUGUAAGUGCAUCAAGGAUUUACAUCUUGAAUAUGUUGAUGGAAUGAACAAUGUCACCAUUGAAAGCUCCUCUUUGAAAUCGUUUAGUUUUGAGAUGUUCGAUGACGCGGUUGAUGGUGACUGCCACAUCAACAUCUCAGGUGAGAAACUUGAAGAAAUAUGUAUUGACUGGGGAGAUCGUCCUACAGGCAGCAGAUUACUAAAUAUCCGUGCUCCAAAUCUUAAGUAUCUGAAGUGGUUUGGGGGUUUGAUGAUGCGCCAGAAUUUGGGGGAACUAAUGUGUUUAGAAAAAGCUGAACUUUCUUUGAAGCCUGAAGCGGAUGACCUUAACUUCUUGUCUGAGGUUCUUUGCAGUAUAAGCAGGGUUAAAGUUCUUACUCUAAACAAUGAGACCUCCAUGGCUCUGUUCAAUGGGGGUUCGACGGCAAGACUAUUAGGAUAUGUUUUUCAUUUGUGCAUUUAUAUUGGACGUUUCCAUGAUAUCCUAGUUCCAGGAAUGGUCUCUGUUUUUGGAGGACUACAUAAUUUGAAUACUUUGGAGAUAAAGUCUGAUCAUUGGUCAUGGGACCCUGAAGCUUAUGGUUCUGGGUUUGACAUGGGAUACUGGGGUUUGCAAAACCUUUCUUUUAUUCAUCAACUCAAGGAGGUGACGAUAGAGCUGUGCGCUGGAUCUAACGGAAUUCAGUUUGCAAAAUAUAUCCUCGAGCAUGCUCAGAAUUUGAAGAAGGUGAAGAUCUUUCAUUCGCCUUGGCCGCGUAAUGAUAUAGCAGAGGUAAAGAAAAGCAAAAUGGCUUCCAAUAUUGCCACGGUUGUCUUUGAGGAAUAUAGGAUACCCAGAUGAGUUUAUUGUUGAUGAGUAAAUUGAUUUCCAGCUUACAUGUCUCGUAUUCAACAAAAGUAACGUCCAGUGUUUUUUUUUAAAAUUUAUUUGUAACGGCUAGUAUGUUGACUCAGUCCAACAUUUGCAAGUGUAAGGCUGAGAUACUUUAACUUUGUUGUAAGCUAUCGAUUAGCUUAGAACAGUAGUGAAGGGUUGGUUGACAAUAGUUUAUCAUAAUUUAAGCGAGCUCGCCAGACGAAGAAUCUAGACGUUUGAAAGUUCUCUCAAAUGUAUUGCAUCUUGUUGCUUUCAAAGUC